AUGUCUGCUCAUGCCGCUCUCUCAUUGGUCCAGACCGUAGAGUUUGAUGAAGGGGCGGGAGCAGUGCUGCGUAUCCAGCCACUCAGAGCGCCGCGGGACGAAAAUGUUUACGAAUGUGUCGCCAAAAACACUGAAGGUGAAGUCGCUGUGACCUCCAAACUGUCCAUCAUCAGAGAGGACCUGCUGCCCUUCGGCUUCCCCAGCAUCGACAUGGGCCCGCAGCUGAAGGUGGUGGAGCGAACACGGACCGCGACCAUGCUGUGUGCCGCCAGCGGGAUUCCCGAUCCAGAGAUCUCCUGGUUCAAGGACUUUCUGCCGGUGGAGCCGGCGCUCAGCCAAGGACGAAUCAAGCAGCUGCGAUCAGGUGCGCUGCAGAUCGAGCGCAGCGAGGAGACCGAUCAGGGGAAGUACGAGUGCGUGGCGUCUAACUCUCAAGGCGUGCGCUACUCGUCCCCUGCUAACUUAUACGUGAGAGUUCGGCGCGUUCCCCCUCGCUUCACCAUCCCUCCCGUGAGCCACGAGAUCAUGCCAGGCGGCAGCGUGAACAUCACCUGCGUCGCGGUCGGCUCUCCGAUGCCCUACGUGAAGUGGAUGCUGAAUUCUGAGGACCUGACGCCGGAGGAAGAGAUGCCCGUGGGACGAAACGUUCUGGAGCUGAACGGCGUGCGCGAGUCGGCCAACUACACCUGCGUCGCCAUGAGCAGCCUGGGAAUCAUUGAGUCCGUGGCGCAAGUUAUUGUUAAGUCUUUGCCCAGAGCUCCUGGCACCCCCGUCGUCACGGAGACGACCCCCACCAGCAUCACCAUCACCUGGGACUCCGGUAACCCCGACCCUGUUUCCUAUUACAUCAUCCAGUACCGUGCCAAAUCCCCAGACAGCAAGUACGAGACGGUGGACUCCAUCACCACCACCCGCUACAGCAUCGGCGGCCUGUACCCCAACACCGAGUACGAGAUCCGCGUGUCCGCCGUCAACACCAUCGGCCAGGGGCCACCCAGCAACAAAGUGGAAGCUCGGACCGGAGAGCAAGCGCCCGCCAGCCCGCCGCGGAACAUCCAGGCACGCAUCUUAUCACAGAACGCAGUGAUGGUGCGCUGGGACGAGCCGGAGGAGCCCAACGGCUUGAUCAAGGGCUACCGAGUUUAUUACACCAUGGACCCUUCACAGCCGAUGAGCAACUGGCAGAUCCACAACGUUCAGGACAGCAUGAUAACGGCCAUCCACAGCCUCGUGCCGUCCGAGACGUACACCAUCCGUGUGCUGGCGUUCACGUCCGUGGGAGAUGGGCCCUUCUCUGACCCCGUCCACGUCAAAGUCAGGCCUGGAGUUCCUGGGCAGCCAGGGAAGUUCCAGGAGAAGAGGAAUUUUGAGCCCAGAACAUCGUAUGUGGUGGAGGGUCUGCGCGCCAACACCGAGUACACCUUCUCUCUGGCUGCCGUUUCCAAUAAAGGCAUCGGCGCGUUCACCAACGAGAUCAAUCAACGCACGGCACAAGCAAAGCCCUCGGUUCCCCCGCGCGAUCUCCGCUGCUCCGCCGCUGGCUCCACCUCGCCGUCGGUGAGCUGGGCUCCGGCCGCGGAGGAGCCGCUGGGGUACAAGGUGCGGUACGGGAGCGGCGGUGAGUCCUCGCAGACGCUGCGUCUGGAGCCGGGCGCGGGCCGGGCGCUGCUGACGGGCCUGCGGUGCUGGAGUCGGUACCGCGUGACGGUGACGGCGAUCACAGCGCAGGGCGGCGGACCGGAGAGCGCGGCUGUAGAGUGCAGAACGGAUGAAGAUGUGCCCAGAGCUCCGCCCCGUCAGGUGGAAGUCCAGCCCAUCAACAGCACGUCUGUUAAAGUGUCGUGGCGCUCCGUGUUGCCAGGGCAACGGAACGGGCAGAUCCGCGGUUACCAGGUUCACUAUGUGCGCAUGGAGAACGGGGAGUCGCUAGGCCUGCCGCGCAUCAAAGACAUGAUGCUGGACGAUGAGCAGACUUACGAUUCGUUAGCCACUAUAGUACCUGCUCGUCCCGUUCUGUCCGUGCAGCUGGUUAAUGAGACGUCCGCUGCGCUGAUCUGGACUCCCCAACAAUCCUCCGACCCUCUGCUGGAGAUCCUGGGCUUUCGUCUGACCUACGGCCUUAUAAACGACUCUCAGUCUGUCUCUCUGGAUUUCAGACCUGAGGAGCGUCAACACAACGUGACCAGCCUGCGUCCUGGAGGUGUUUACUCAUUCCUCCUGGCCGCUAGAGGGCGCUCCGGUUACAGUGAAGAGGUUCAGGAGCAGCUUUCGGUGCCUGAGUUUUCCCCGAAAGGUUUUCCGCAGCUGUCGGAGCACGUCAACGCCACCUGCUGCUCGCUGCAGCUCACCUGGCUUCCUCCGAACGGCUCUGAACGGAACGCCGGUUUUACCGGAUGCACACUCACGUAUGAGGAAGCAGGUGGUGGCGUUGAACCGCGCACGCUGAUGGUGCCGGCGGAUGCAUCCAGCUACACCAUUCAUGGGCUGAAUCCUGACCGGGCGUAUGCUGUGAGGAUAUCAGCUCAUAACAGCGCCAGGUCAGGCCCAUAUAGCCCACAGGUGCUGUACCGAACCACGGCCUUCGACACAGCAGCUAGCGAAUCUGGGCCAGCUCUCACUGGAUCUUCCGCAUAUGUGUCCCUGCGUAUCCAUACACUGACCUUCUACAUCCCCCACAAUUCCCUGCACAGGCCUCGGCGCACACGGCGGAUGUCUGCCUCCUCACAGUCCUGUGUGGAGUACAACCGGCAGAAGAUGGAGGUGGACGCGCGUCUGAGGAAGGCUGUGAUCCCAAACCUGCAGCCGGACACCAGCUACGACUUCAAGAUCACCAGCCCUGAGGGGAACAUGGGCGGCCUCAGACACCGCAUUCACGCCAAGACAUCUCCUCCCAUCCUCAUCCGCCGGCCCGAGGUGGACCACACGCGAGAGACCGAAGCCAUGGUCACCAUCAUACUGCCCUCGCUGGACACCAGGAGCAGCGUGGAGUACAACCGGCAGAAGAUGGAGGUGGACGCGCGUCCGAGGAAGGCUGUGAUCCCAAACCUGCAGCCGGACACCAGCUACGACUUCAAGAUCACCAGCCCUGAGGGGAACAUGGGCGGCCUCAGACACCGCAUUCACGCCAAGACAUCUCCUCCCAUCCUCAUCCGCCGGCCCGAGGUGGACCACACGCGAGAGACCGAAGCCAUGGUCACCAUCAUACUGCCCUCGCUGGACACCAGGAGCAGCGUCAGGAACAUCUAUGUGGUGGUGGUUCCUCUGAAGAGAGCCAGAGGAGUGAUCCGGCAUCUGAAGAGCCCAGACGAGAUGGACCUGGAGGAGGUCGUGCAGGUGAAUGUGAGCGUGAGAGUCUUAACAAGCUGUCAGAUCAGUGAACCAGGAGGGUUGUGCGUGUGUGUUUACACUGACCCCGUGAUCGCGCCGGACUCGGACCCUCAGCCUCUGGACGCGGGCGACGGUCUCAUCUGGGUGGUGGGACCCGUGCUGGCUGUGCUCUUCAUCAUCUGCAUCGUCAUCGCCAUCCUGCUCUACAAGAAUAAACCUGACAGCAAACGCAAGGACUCUGAGCCAGGAACUAAAUGUUUGCUGAAUAAUGCUGAGAUGAUGGCGCACAACCCCACCGACCCUGUGGAGAUGAGACGCAUCAACUUCCAGACACCAGGUAUGAUGAGUCACCCACCCAUCCCCAUCUCUGAGCUGCCCGAGCACACGGAGCACCUGAAGGCCAACGACAACCUGCAUCUGUCGCAGGAGUACGAGUCGAUUGAUCCCGGGCAGCAGUUCACAUGGGAACACUCAAACCUGGAGGUGAACAAGCCGAAGAACCGCUACGCUAACGUGAUUGCGUACGACCAUACGCGUGUGAUCCUCGCUCCGACAGACGGCAUUAUGGGUAGUGACUACAUCAACGCCAACUACAUCGACGGUUUCAGGAAGCAGAACGCAUAUAUCGCCACCCAGGGGCCGCUGCCGGAGACCUUCGGGGAUAUCUGGAGGAUGGUGUGGGAGCAGAGAGCUGCUUCAGUGGUCAUGAUGACCAAACUAGAGGAGAAAUCACGGAUCAAGUGUGAUCAGUACUGGCCCAGUCGUGGCACAGACACGUUCGGGGCGGUUCAGGUCGCUCUGCUGGAUACCAUGGAGCUGGCCACAUUCUGUGUGAGAACCUUCUCUCUGCACAAGAGCGGCUGUAAUGAGAGGAGAGAGGUGCGCCAGUUCCAGUUCACCGCUUGGCCCGACCACGGCGUUCCCGAAUAUCCCACGCCGUUCCUGGCCUUCCUCCGCAGGGUCAAAGCGUGUAACCCGCCAGACGCCGGCCCCGUCAUCGUCCACUGCAGCGCUGGCGUGGGCCGCACCGGCUGCUUCAUCGUGAUCGACGCCAUGCUGGAGCGCAUCCGUCACGAGCGGACGGUGGACGUGUACGGUCACGUGACCCUGAUGCGCUCGCAGAGGAACUACAUGGUGCAGACGGAGGAUCAGUACGGCUUCAUCCACGAGGCGCUGCUGGAGGCCGUGGCAUGCGGGAACACGGAGGUGGCGGCGCGCAGCCUUUGCUCCUACAUACAGAACCUGUCGCAGGUGGAGGCCGGAGAACACGUGACCGGCAUAGAGCUGGAGUUCAAGCGUCUGGCCAACAGUAAAGCGCACACCUCCAGGUUCGUCAGCGCUAAUCUGCCCUGCAACAAGUUCAAGAACCGGCUGGUGAACAUCAUGCCGUACGAAACCACCCGCGUGUGUCUGCAGCCAAUCAGAGGCCUGGAAGGAUCCGACUACAUCAACGCCAGCUUCAUCGACGGAUACAGGCAGCAGAGGGCGUAUAUUGCGACGCAGGGGCCGCUAGCGGAGACCACUGAGGACUUCUGGCGCAUGCUGUGGGAGCACAACUCCACCAUCGUGGUGAUGCUGACCAAACUGCGUGAGAUGGGACGGGAGAAGUGUCACCAGUACUGGCCAGCCGAGCGCUCGGCGCGCUAUCAGUACUUUGUAGUGGAUCCCAUGGCAGAAUACAACAUGCCACAGUACAUCCUGAGAGAGUUCAAAGUCACCGACGCCAGGGACGGACAGUCCAGAACCGUCAGACAGUUCCAGUUCACCGAUUGGCCAGAACAAGGAGUUCCAAAGUCAGGCGAGGGUUUCAUUGAUUUCAUUGGACAGGUGCAUAAAACCAAGGAGCAGUUUGGCCAGGAUGGACCAAUCGCAGUCCACUGCAGUGCGGGCGUCGGGCGUACGGGUGUCUUCAUCACCCUCAGUAUCGUCCUGGAGCGGAUGCGUUACGAGGGCGCUGUGGACAUCUUCCAGACCGUCAAAAUGCUGCGCACACAACGACCAGCGAUGGUGCAAACUGAGGACGAGUAUCAGUUCUGCUAUCAGGCUGCUCUGGAGUACCUUGGGAGUUUUGAUCACUAUGCAACAUAAGAAGAACGCCAACCUGUACAACACCUUCCCCCUCAACAACCCCACAAACACCCGCAGAGGAACGACAACGACGACGACACGUGAAACACACACAGACUGCGACGCAGAGCAGACGUUCUCUCAGGAGCUCUAGGAGACACUCUGCGUCACAACGCAAACUAUUACCUCAGUGUUCAAAUAUUGAUAUUAAUGUUGUGGUCGGCUUUUUAGAAAUAUUAAACUGUGGAUGAAGAUCUUCAUAACAACAGGAAAAUAUUACAUGUACAAAAUCUAUUUAAAGCAAAACAACGAGGAAAAAAAGAAACUAUGAAAUCAAAAGCCUGGAUAAUUGCUGCACCCUUCAGUGGGAGUUUCUUCGAACUGUAUUUGCCAACGUCAGAUGUGAAUGAGUGCGAGCUCAUCUGCCUGCUAGAGUCAUCGUUGCCAUCCCAAACAAACGCGUCGGCGCCGCAGAACGGAAGCAGAUCUCCUACCUUCUGUGCCUAACGGAGCGACCGCAGCCAACGCCGUACAUUAGCACACGUGAUAUAAUCUCUGAUCCUUGGGAGCUGUGCACGAGACGGACUGAACUCUGUGAAUACUGUAUUCGGUGUGUCUCUACAUGACUAUAUGCUGCUUACAUCGUUUUGGAGGCUUGAAUCUCGUAUCUGUAUCAUGUUCUUUUGCUCCUUUCUGCUGUGGCAUAAUGUACUCCGCUGUGUCUUUAUGGUGGGACGACGGAAGGGCCACGAUUAUUGGGUUUAUAGAUAAAUGAUUGGGCUGAUACACGUUCUACAGGAAUCGCGAGACUCAUUCCCCAGUAUUUCCAGCCAUGCGUCAAACGCUAGAAAGAUCUUCUGAGAUGGUUGCAUUCUCCCUCGAU
Molecule: messenger RNA, 6277 nt
Organism: Sinocyclocheilus anshuiensis
Lineage: Eukaryota; Metazoa; Chordata; Actinopteri; Cypriniformes; Cyprinidae
Product: receptor-type tyrosine-protein phosphatase delta-like
Exons: 31
Coding region: 1-5415 (1804 amino acids)
Biological process (GO): protein dephosphorylation
Molecular function (GO): protein tyrosine phosphatase activity; protein binding
Source: RefSeq, a predicted model, not a curated record